Molecule: messenger RNA, 1617 nt
Organism: Cryptococcus wingfieldii CBS 7118
Lineage: Eukaryota; Fungi; Basidiomycota; Tremellomycetes; Tremellales; Cryptococcaceae
Product: serine carboxypeptidase
Exons: 12
Coding region: 1-1617 (538 amino acids)
Biological process (GO): proteolysis
Molecular function (GO): serine-type exopeptidase activity; dipeptidyl-peptidase activity
Source: RefSeq, a predicted model, not a curated record
AUGCUUCUCUUACCUAUCGUAGCUGCACUCGCAGUCGGGGCGAGCGCGAAACCUCAGCUUGACGCUCAGACACACCAGCGGCUGCUGCAUCAGGGACGUCCACAGGUAGCGCUUUGGCAGGCGUUGUUACGGGAGCAGCACGACGCAGAUCACUCCGCACAAACUUCAUUCAGGCCUACUAGUCCCCUCGCCAGAUCCCACUGCUUCCCACAGAAGAUUAGCCAUUUCGACGAGAGCAUCAACGGUACUUUCUGCCAGCGGUAUUGGCUCGAUGCCAGUCAUUACAAGCCUGGGGGACCUGUCUACCUGCUGGAUGGCGGCGAGACUAGCGGCGAGAACAGGAAUCCGUUCUUGGAAACUGGCAUUUUGGAAAUUCUGGGCAAUGCGACUGACGGACUUUCCAUCGUCCUGGAGCAUAGAUAUUACGGAGACUCGGUACCGGUCGAGUCUUUCUCCACUGACGACCUUCGUUUCCUCAACAACGCCGAAGCCCUUGAAGACUCUGCCUACUUCAUUGAGAAUUUCAAACCCCCCUCUUCCCUCGACCUGGACGAAUACUCUUUCCAUCCCAACAACACUCCCUGGAUCUACUAUGGCGGGUCAUACGCUGGUGCGAGGGCGGCGCAUAUGAGGGUGCAGUACCCGGAUCUGGUAUGGGGUGCUAUAGCGUCUUCCGGCGUCACCCACGCUCAAGUCGUCUUUCCCGAAUACUACGACCCCAUCCAGCAAUACGCUCCCCCAGAAUGUAUAUCCACCCUCCAAUCGGCCGUAGCCUUCAUCGACACUAUGCUUGACCACCCUAAGGUUAUGAAAGAUGCGUUGAAGGGACUAUUUGGGCUUGGAGUGUUGGGGGAUGGUGAUUUUGCGGAUGUCAUUAGUUCGCCGUUGGGGUAUUGGCAGGCGAAGAAUUGGGAUGAUGAAGUUGGGUCGAUGGAAUUUUACGAGUUUUGCGAUGCCCUUACCGCUGGCGGCGCUGGUAGCAAGAUUGGGCUUAUCAGCGUGCCCGCGUCGGUGCUGAACUAUGCCAAGUAUAUAAAAAAAACUGUCGUUGCGGAAUGUCCCUCGGACGACGUCGAUGAUUGUUUCGGCAGCGACGACGUGGAAAAGUUUAGAUACACAGACUUGAGCCAGACAUGGAGGCUGUGGAUCUUCCAAGUCUGCACCCAAUGGGGCUACUUUAUGCCCGCUCCUCCCGCCCCUCUCCCCACCAUAGUCUCCCGCCACCUCACCCUCGCCUUCACCCAACAAAUCUGCCCCGCCGCCUUCCCCCCUGGCAAAUUCUUCUCCAUCCCCGACGUGCCCGAUGUGGAGGAAGUGAACAAGAGGGGUGAUUAUGGGAUUGAAGCGGAUAGGCUGGCGUUUAUUGAUGGGGAUCGGGAUCCGUGGAGGGUUGUUACGCCGCAGAGUGAUUUGGCGGAGAGGAGGAAGAGUUCGGUGAAUAGGCCUGUGCAUAUUAUCUUUGACGGAGUCCAUCACUACGACGAAAACGGUAUAACCGACCACUCGAAAGAACCGGCACGGAUCAGGGAUGUGCACGAGUUUGAAAAGCUGUUUGUGAGCGAGUGGCUUGCGCAGUGGAAGGAGGAGAAGCUUGGGCGGGGGAAGGAUCUGGUUUGA